Molecule: messenger RNA, 2444 nt
Organism: Cannabis sativa
Lineage: Eukaryota; Viridiplantae; Streptophyta; Magnoliopsida; Rosales; Cannabaceae
Product: cyclin-T1-3
Exons: 7
Coding region: 544-2100 (518 amino acids)
Biological process (GO): positive regulation of DNA-templated transcription, elongation; regulation of transcription by RNA polymerase II
Cellular component (GO): nucleus; cyclin/CDK positive transcription elongation factor complex
Molecular function (GO): cyclin-dependent protein serine/threonine kinase activator activity
Source: RefSeq, a predicted model, not a curated record
UUCAUUUAUUUCCCAAAACCCAAAGCAAUCAAUCAACCAAGCCAAGCUUGCUUGCUUGCUCUCACUUCCCCUCCUCCGUCGCCGGUCACCUCUUCCUCCAGAAACGGCGCCGUUCUAACCAAUAACUUCCCGUUAUGGAAGUGGGUCUCAUUCCUCAGACCCCAAUUCAAGGCCUUCCAACUUCAAAGACGACCAGCCCCUUCCUUUCUUCCCCAUCAGGUCAAUCCAAAUCAACUCUUCCUUUCUUCUUCUUCGCAAUCCUCAAGUUUUAUUUUUGUGGGGUUCGAAAAACUCAAGAUAAUCUCAAUUUGAAAACCCAAGUGGCUUUUUUCUUUUUGUUGGGUGAUUUGGAAUAAAUCAGAUUCUUUUCGAGGCUAACACACUGUGUUUGAUGAAGGGAAAUUAGGUUUUUCUUCUUCUUCUUCUUCUUGAUUAAAAAAGAAGCUACUAUUCUUUGGUGGUUUAAUUUUAUGUUUGUUAAGAACAUAGUUCGUGUAUGAUAGAUUGAUAGUGUUAGUUUAUAAUUAUCGAAAGGAGAUACAAAUGGCUGGUUUUAUGGCUGGUAUGGUUAUCAAUCAUGGAUCAUAUGAAAGUGAUUAUAAUAAACAUUCGCUAGAGAUUCCAGAUGAUGGAGGUCGUUGGUACUUCUCCCGAAGAGAAAUUGAAGAAAAUUCCCCAUCUAGGCACGACGGGGUUGAUUUGAAAAAGGAGACUUAUCUACGGAAAUCAUACUGUACAUUUCUCCAGGAUUUAGGGAUGAGACUUAAAGUACCCCAAGUAACAAUUGCAACAGCAAUAAUUUUUUGCCAUCGAUUCUUCCAUCGUCAAUCCCAUGCAAAGAAUGAUAGAAGGACCAUUGCAACAGCAUGCAUGUUCCUUGCUGGGAAAGUAGAAGAGACACCUCGCCUUCUAAAAGAAGUUAUACUUAUUUCUUACGAAAUCAUUAAUAAAAAGGAUCCCGCAGCAGCACAAAGGAUUAAGCAAAAGGAAGUCUAUGAACAACAGAAGGAAUUAGUUUUACUUGCAGAGAGAAUUGUUCUUGCAACUUUAGGUUUUGAUUUUAAUGUUCAGCAUCCAUAUAAGCCCCUUGUUGAGGCAAUAAAGAAAUUCAAAGUAGCUCAACACGCCCUUGCUCAAGUUGCGUGGAAUUUUGUCAAUGAUGGACUUAGGACAUCUCUAUGCUUACAAUUUAAACCACACCAUGUCGCUGCUGGCGCCAUUUUUCUUGCUGCCAAGUUCCUCAAAGUAAAGCUCCCAUCAGAUGGUGAGAAGGUUUGGUGGCAAGAGUUCGAUGUCACUCCACGCCAAUUGGAAGAAGUUAGCAAUCAAAUGUUGGAACUGUACGAACAAAAUCGCGUGGCACCUUCAAGUGAUGUUGAAGGAAGUGCUGCGAGUGGUGUUACUCACGCGACCCCUGUCAAAGCGACAACGAGCAAUGAAGAGUGUUUAACUAACAACAAUCAUUCUCAGGCUGGAAGUACUCGACCGGGAGCCUCUAAGCCUGUGGUGUUAUCUAAGCCACCAUCCAAGUUUUCUAACGCUGAAAAUCACGGCGGACACCUUAGAACAGCUGAGAGUCGAAGUAAUGACCACAGAAACGCCGAAAUGAAUAAUGGGUCGGAUCACAAGGUGGAUGAUGGUGAAUUUAGAGAGAAUCAUUAUUCCGAACCUAGGCAAUUGCCACACCCCGAAACUGGUGAAGAAAGUGAAACUAGAGAUGCUAGAGAAUUGAAGAGCAAAAACCAAGUUCGAAAUCCAGAAAAUAAACAAAGCACACUUAUAAGCCGGCAAUCACCACAAGAGGUAAUGAAAAAGUUCGACAAGGACAAAUUAAAGGCAGCACUGGAGAAAAGAAGGAAUUCGGUUGGCAAUACAACUCGGAAAACAGAUGUGAUGGACGACGAUGAUCUCAUCGAGAGGGAACUGGAAGAUGGCAUUGAAUUAGCUGUUGGAAAUGAGAAAAGUAAGCAAGACCGUAGUAGACGAAGUUGGUCUAAGCCAUCGCACAGACAAGAACUCGAGGACUCGGAAUAUCAUCAGAAAAAUGGAUUGACAUCAGCUGCAGCAGAUUUGAACAAUGUGGAAGAAGGUGAGCUAUGAUCAUCAUCAUCAUCACCAUCAUAUUACUAGACAAGAUUUGCCUAAUCACAGCAGCCUCAAGAGAAAAGCAGGGAAAGUCCACCACCCCAAAUGUAAUGCAAGGGUUAAUUUUCAUGGGUUUUGCUUAAAUGGGUAAUUAUUAUAAUACUUUUCCUUCCUUUGUCCAAACAUGAAUUUUGAGCAGACAGUAAUUCAAUGUUGAAUUUCAACUGUUGUACAAUUCCAAUCACUUCUUUUUCUCAAAAUCCACACUACAUGGUGUGGCUAUGGUUAUGGUUAAUAUUGUCAUUAUUAUCAUAAUGAGGUGUGAUUAAAUGAAAUAUAUUUAAAGAAUAACUGCAAUA